GGAUUACUAUUCGACAAUGAUAACCUGUUGGUUUUGUAAGUCUCCAGGGCAUACUAAAAGAUGUUGUAAAUUCUUCAAGCAAGCGAAGUACUUUUGUUCGAUGUGCAGCUCAGUGGCGUAGCGUCGUUUACGCAAAGUACGCAAAUGCGUCCACUGGAACAAUCCAAUGUUUAUCUGAAUAUUUGGAAAUUCUAAAUUUCUCAAGUUUUAAUAAGCAAAGCCAUUGUUAAAAGCUAGAUUUCUCCAUUCAUUCUUAACGAUACAUUAAAUUUUUUUGCUUGAAUUUCUACAAGACUUAUAAUGAGUACUUAUGAGUAAAUUUCAAGUGGAAAUGAAUGCGUAUCGGGUAGACCCCCCCCCAUCCCAAUUUUGGAAUUUUGCGUCCCCUAGUAAAAUUGCCACGCUACGCCACUGCAGCUGUUAUGGACACCGUGACCGAGACCACAGUCAGCCAGACAGGUAUGUUAGGACUGUUUCCAUACACCCUGUGAAUGUGAAAUCUGUGUCAAUUCAGACAAAAAAGUGCAAAGACACUGAUAAACCGAAAAGUCACAACAAAUAUACCCAAGCAGAAACUGUUGACAUGAAUGAAUACAGUUCCAAUAUGGCCAAUUUUAAGCGUAUUCAAAGUGAAUUGUUUGGUCAGAAGAAAGGAAAUGAUAUCUACAAAGCUCAACUUAAGUCGUGUAUGAAAACUAUUAAAUUAUUGGAACGGGAUGUUGCAGAAUACAAAGCUAACAAUGAUCGGUACUUCUCACAGAUUAAUGCAUCACAACAACGGAUUGACGAUCUACAGUCUCAAAAUAAUGAAUAUUCUAAAUUGAUCAAAGAUCUAACCCGCAAACUAGAGGAUCAACAUCAACAGUUAUGUGCGUACCAGGAUAAAAUCAAGAAUUAUAUGAAAACAGUGCCAGUGCCCAAAACAGUUAGUACCUUAGGAUAUAUCGAAUUUCUUGGAAUUGACAAACAAUUCAACACAAUCCCUUCAGCACAGUGUAAAUCUAGGCCAGAUGUACCGCCGCAGCAGAAUUUGAUCAGCAGAUAUUAGUGCCAAAUAAUGUAGAAAUCUAAGAAAUCACAUCUUCCAUAUGAUGACACCACACAAUCUAUAUCUGCCAUAUUACAAUGAUAUGAUGCCGACUUUUGAUGUGCAAUAAUUUUGCCCAUCUGAUAAUAAUGUGAUAUAUAAUUGAUGCUGAUUGCCGUAUAUUUAUACUGGGAUACUGAUACUGAUGCUGAUUCAUGAAAU
Molecule: messenger RNA, 1249 nt
Organism: Owenia fusiformis
Lineage: Eukaryota; Metazoa; Annelida; Polychaeta; Sabellida; Oweniidae
Source: the annotation of a GenBank genome assembly